Molecule: messenger RNA, 2513 nt
Organism: Lactuca sativa (garden lettuce)
Lineage: Eukaryota; Viridiplantae; Streptophyta; Magnoliopsida; Asterales; Asteraceae
Gene: CDC45
Product: cell division cycle 45
Biological process (GO): mitotic DNA replication preinitiation complex assembly; double-strand break repair via break-induced replication; DNA replication initiation
Cellular component (GO): DNA replication preinitiation complex
Molecular function (GO): single-stranded DNA binding; chromatin binding; DNA replication origin binding
Source: RefSeq, a predicted model, not a curated record
UGAAAUACACCACAUCCGAUUUCACCGCCAAAUCUUUAGCGCCUUUUCCAAAAAUUUCAAAAUUUCAUCUAAAAAAACAAUCAAGUAUUCAGUUCAAAGCAAAUUCAGAUUCAGAAUAGGCACAUUUUCCCUCUCCAUUUCCCUCUCUCUCCGUUUCGCUAUUCAGAGCUCCAAUUAGGUCAGCUCAAGGGGGUUUCGGAUCUGGUCGCUCGGCGAUUCAUCUCAAUCGCAUUACCAAGGUAUCACAAUUUCAAGCAUGAUUCACACUUCAAUCGUGUAGUUCCGCGUAUUUUUCCUUAAUCUGAAUGCUUAUAAAUCCUUUAGAUCCGGAAACCCUUGUUUAUGUUUGAGGUCUUGAUCUACCAGCUUUGGUGAUUUCAUGAACUCACGCAUCCAAAAAUUCCAUCUUUUUUCUUGGAAUUGUUAGGAAUCAUGGUCCGAGAACACAGUAUUGAAUCCUUUUAUGGUAAAUUGAGGGAGUCUGCUCUUGCUUCAGCGUCUAAUACCCCUUUGCUUAUCUUCCCAUCCACUUCCGAUGUAGAUUCUCUAUGUGCUUUGAAAAUUAUAGGCCAUGUUCUAGAAUCCGAUUCCGUUAGAUACGCUUGCUACCCCGUUUCUAGUUUCAAGGAGAUCCAUAAGUAUGCCGGACCUAGUCUCUCCUCUCCAUCUGGCGUUCCAAUCACUAUACUUCUGAUAAAUUGGGGAUGCCAUCGAGAUCUGAGGAAGAUUCUGGAAAUAGGGCCUAUAGCACGUGUUUUUGUCGUCGAUAGUCACCGCCCUAUUCAUCUUCAUAAUCUCAGUCAUCAAAACGACAGAGUAGUUGUUCUUUACACCGGAGACGAUGAGAAUCAAGCCGAUUUAUCUUAUGAUUUCGAUGUAUCUGCAUUGGCUGCUGCAAGUGAUUUAAACAGUGAUGAUGAAGUGGAAGAAGACGAAUCCGAUAGUGAAGAUGAAAACGACAGUGACGAUGAAGACGGUGGAAAUGGGAAUAGAAAGAAGAGGCGCCUUUCUGAAGACGGUGAAGCAGAUCCAUUAAAGCUUUUCAGAAAGCUCAAGAAAGAGUACUACCACAUGGGUACUUUCCAUGGAAAGCCAUCAGGGUGUUUAAUGUAUGAGCUCUCUCAUUACCUACGAAAAAACACCAACGAAUUACUCUGGCUCGCUUGUGUCUCUCUAACAGACCAAUUCGUCCAUGAAAGGCUAACAAACGAAAGGUACCAAGCUGGAGUAAUGGAGCUUGAACAACACAUCAACAGUUCAGGUAACUUAGACACCCUCACUUCAGUAACCCUAAAAGACGGAACAAAAGUCUGCGCACCCGAUGCUUCAAGAAUCGCAUAUGAAGAUGAACCAAGACUCAUGCUUUUACAAGAAUGGAACCUCUUUGACUCCAUGCUAUGUUCAUCCUACAUGGCAACAAAGUUAAAAACUUGGUCCGACAACGGGACAAAAAAGCUCAUGUUGCUUCUCGCCCAAAUGGGGUUCGCACUCGAUGAGUCCAAACAGAAGUUCCGUUACAUGAGUGUUGAAAUCAAACGAAAAAUGAAAGACAUGUUUGACCAUUUUCUCCCUGAUUAUGGACUUAACGACUUUUACUAUCGUGGGUUCUUGUUGUUACAUGGGUACAGCUCGAAAGUUUCAGCAGCUGAUGUGGUUUAUGGAGUCACAGCUUUACUAGAGUCCUCCGAGUCAAGCGGGUCAACCGGGUUGAACGGGUCAUGUGCUUUUGGUGAAGCGUACGAUGCUUUAUCGUUGAAGAAACUUGAAAAACUUGAAAUGGGUAUGAGACAUGCGAUCAAGAUUCAAAGGGCGAUUUUGAGACAAGGAAGCACUGCGAUCACAAGAAAGGGUUCGAUUAGAAGCGGGAGUAAGUUCAGAUGGGUGAAACUUGAAGAUUCAGCUGACACAAAGCUUUUGGGGUAUCCACAAGCUUUGACUAAAUUUGGGUAUUUUUUGAUGGAUGCUUUGAGGGAAAAAGGGGCAAAAAUGAAACCUUUGAUCUGUGUUUGUUAUACACAAGGGAAGGAGAGAGUUUUGAUUGUUGGGGUUUGUGGGAAACCGAGACUAGGGGCAAUUCAGGGAAAUGCAUUUGGGAUUGCAUUUAGGAAUGCUGCUGAAGAGACUGGGGCUGAGUUUUUUCAUGAACUCUUUGAGUCAUCAUGGAUUGUUUUGGAUUCAAGUGCUGUGAAUUCAUUCAUGAUCAGGCUGACUGAGAAGCUACUGUGAGUUUUUUUUUUUAAUCAAAAAAAUGUAUUAUUUUAUCUUGAAUCUUGAUGUUGUUUUAGAGUCUGCAAAAUCUAUUAAUAAAAAAGAAAAAAAAAACCAAAACUAAACUUAGCCUUUUCUAAUCAUUAUAUUAAUUAGAGUAGUUAUGACAUAGAAACCUUGGCAACUGAGUUAUUUGUGUUGUUAAUUUGUUAUUAGUUUGAGUUUGAGUUUUACCAGGUUUAUUGUAUUUGUAGUCAAGUAUCUUUGUUAUUAAGUGGUUAAAAACUAUGGAGAUUUAUGGUUGA